GCUCCUUGAGAGGCGGGAACGUGUACGCAUGCUCAGUGUGCAGCCUCGGCUCUUCAUUGGGUGGAGUUUCCCCGGGAGGUGGACAAGAAGUUGAGUUUGGCUCAUGGUCGUCCGGCCCCUUCUCCGCCUUCACCACUACUCCUGAACUAGAGAGAAGGCGACUUAUGUGAGCAUCUCCCUAUAGGAUCCGUACACAUACAGAAGACGAUGUCUGGAAGCUUCUACUUUGUCAUUGUUGGCCACCUUGAUAAUCCAGUUUUUGAAAUGGAAUUUUUGCCAGCUGGGAAAGCAGAGUCCAAAGAUGAACAUCGCCAUCUGAACCAGUUCAUAGCACACGCCGCUCUGGACCUGGUUGACGAGAACAUGUGGCUGUCCAACAGCAUGUACCUGAAAACGGUGGACAAAUUCAACGAGUGGUUCGUCUCAGCUUUCGUCACUGCUGGGCACAUGAGGUUCCUCAUGCUCCAUGACAUAAGGCAGGAGGACGCAAUCAAGAACUUCUUCACAGAUGUGUAUGAACUAUAUAUCAAGUUUGCCAUGAACCCCUUCUAUGAGCCCAAUUCUCCUAUUCGUUCGAGUGCAUUCGAAAGAAAAGUACAGUUUCUCGGGAAGAAACAUCUUUUAAAUUAAAUGCAGAUGACUUCAGGGUCACAGUGG
Acomys russatus (golden spiny mouse) is the source of this 657-nucleotide messenger RNA. Its product is annotated as trafficking protein particle complex subunit 2-like. NCBI's taxonomy places the organism in Eukaryota, Metazoa, Chordata, Mammalia, Rodentia, Muridae. The coding region runs from base 208 to 630 and encodes 140 amino acids. Gene Ontology annotation, biological process: endoplasmic reticulum to Golgi vesicle-mediated transport. The transcript is spliced from 2 exons. Gene Ontology annotation, cellular component: cytoplasm; TRAPP complex; nucleus. The record is from RefSeq and is a predicted model, not a curated record.